GGACCCGGAAGUCGGCUCGUGCCCUUCCGGGUCGAGGGGCGCGCGGCAGCGGCGGCGGCUGCGGCGGCCCGGCCUAAUCGAGGCUCUCGGUCUGGUAGCGGCGAGCGCCCGGGAGCGGCCGGCAGGGCUCGAGGUUCCCGGGCCGAACCCCAUGUCCCGCGAUGGAUGAGGACAGCCUGGAUGAGCUGGUGGACCGCAGCCUGGGGCGCAGCGCUGCCCCCGAGGCCAGUGAUGCCGAGGAAAGCAGUGACGGUGCCAGUGGGGGCUCUGAGGACACGGACAGUGAGCUCGGCGACGGCUCCGAUGGCGAGGAGGAGGGGGACCCGGAGGACAGAUCUGGUUCCGAAGAGUCCGAGGACGAUGACAGUGACGAUGACGGGGAGGCGCUGGUGGCGGCCGACCCGCAGGGGCAGCUGGUGGCCAAUGGCGUGGGCGAUUCUGACGACGACGAUGCGGAGAGCUGCCCCAUCUGUCUCAACACGUUCAGGGACCAGGCUGUGGGGACGCCGGAGGGCUGCGCCCAUUACUUCUGCCUGGACUGCAUCCUGGAGUGGGCCAAGAAUGCCAACUCCUGUCCCGUCGACCGGACUCUGUUUAAGUGCAUUUGUAUUCGAGCCCAAUUUGGUGGAAAAGUCCUGAAGAAGGUGCCAGUGGAGAGCGCCCGGGCCCGAGAGGACGAGGACGACCCCACCUUCUGUGAGGUGUGCGGCCGCAGCGACCGCGAGGACCGCCUGCUGCUCUGCGAUGGCUGCGAUGCCGGGUACCACAUGGAGUGCUUGGACCCCCCUCUCCAGGAGGUGCCCGUGGACGAGUGGUUCUGUCCGGGAUGUGCCAGCCCCGGAGCUGCCGGCCUUCCUGCAGACGCGGACCCCGUGUCCGAGGAGGAGGUCUCUCUGCUCUUGGUCGACGUGGUGCCCACCGCCAGCCGGCUGCGGCCUCGUGAGGGGAGGACCCGGGCCAUCGCCAGGACGCGGCAGAGUGAGCGUGUCCGAGCCACUGUGAACCGGAACCGCAUGUCCACUGCCCGGAGCAUCCAGCACGUUCCCAGGUACCUGAUGUCUUCCCUGCUCGACGAGACUAUCGAAGCCGUUGCCUCUGGUCUGAGCACAGCCGUGUAUCAGCGCCCCACAACGCCGCGGGCCCCCGCCAAGCGGAGGAGGAAAGCAAGACGACGGAGGAGAGUGCAGGGCAGGAAGAAGGCCCCGCCCGGCCCAGCCGCAAGGGGCAGGAGCUCGGGGACGAGGCCCAGGAGGCGCCAGGGCCGCGGGAAGAAGAGGAAAGGACAGAAGCUGAAGGCCGCUCAGAGCGAAGUCACAGCUCGUGGGCGCAUCGCACGGACACUGGGCCUCCGGAGGCCGACCCACGGGGCCUGCAUCCCAUCCGUGUGCCGGCCUGCGGACCCCUCCCUGGGGCUGAUGCGCGCCGACAUCGGCGCUGCCUCUCUCUCCGUCUUCGGAGACCCCUACGAGCUGGACCCUUUCGACAGCAGUGAAGAGCCGUCUGCCAGCCCCGCCUCCCCCCUGAGCGCCAAGAGGAGGGUCCUGUCCCGCUCAGCCCUGCGGUCUCACCAGCCGGUGGCCCGGCCGGUCUCCAUGGGGCUCUCCAGGAGGAGCAUUCCCGCCGCGGCACCCGAGCCGGACGUGGACGAGGCCCCAGUCCCCGACCUGCUGGGGAGCAUCCUGUCGGGCCAGAGCCUCCUCCUGAUGGACAGCGCGGACAUCACCAUCCACCGCGACGGCUCGCUCAGCGCCAAGCGGGCAGCCCCGGUUUCUUCCCAGCGGCACUCAGUCGGUCUGUCCCGAGGGGGACAAGGCCCUGGGCCCCGGGACGGCCCCCAGCCCCCAGCACCGAGCUCAGGGCGCCCGGGCAGCCCGGGCUCGGGCAGUCGAGGCAGGUCCGCCCCGUCCCACGUCCCUGCGCUCGCCUCGGGCUCCGAGAGACUGGACUCCUCAGCGACCCCUCGGCCAGGCCAGGCCCAGAGCUCGUCCAACGUGAGCAUUUCUGGCGUCAGACGGCGGGAGGGCCCACACCUCAGAGGCGACAGUGAGGGGCCCGGGGCUCCGGGAUUCACAUCUAGGAUCUCAGACGGUGGCCCUGACGUGCCGGCCACCUGUGUGGUGCCGGGCCAGGCCCCGCGUCCAGCGCCGCGGAGAGCGGACAUCUCCCAGCUCCCCCGGAUACCAAAGAUGCGGAGGGACGGCGGCGGCGGAUGGGCAGACACGGCCCCCGCCCCCGCCCCCGCCCCCGCCGGCGGGCAACGCGGGGAGCUCCCCAGCGCCUGCAUCAGCCGGCUCACAGGCAGGGAGGGCCCGGGACAGCCUGGCCUCGGGGCCCGGGCGGAGGGCUCGCCCCGGGGCAGGGGCCCCCAGGAGCCCAGCGUGCACUCGGGGGGCAGCGCCCAGACCCCUGCCCCGCUGGGGCCCUCGAGGGGGAAGGGCGGCAGCUCGACCUUCGAGAGCUUCCGGAUCAAUAUCCCUGGGAACGCGGCGCACUCCGGCAGGCUCCCCGGCCCCGGCUUCUGCAACACCUUCCGGCCCGUGGACAGCCAGGCGCAGAGGAAAGAGAGCCCCGCCCCCCCCUGCUCCCUCCGGAAGACCAAGCAGCUCAAGAGCGAGAUCUACGACCCCUUCAACCCCACGGGCUCCGACUCCAGCUCCGCCGGCAGCAGCCCCGAGCGCCUGGGCCCCGGCCUCCUGCCCUCGGAGAUCACCCGCACCAUCUCCAUCGGCAGCCCCCGCGCCCCGCCCUCGCAGACCGUGCGCUGCGUCACCUCCUACACGGUGAAGGCGGUCUUCGGGGAGCCCGAGGCCGCCCAGGGGCCUUCCUCCGGCCCGCUCCGGCUGCGGGGCGAGGGGCCGGCCGGCGGCCUGGCCUCACCGGAGCCCUGGGGGGACGAGGACCGGCUGCCGCGCACCGCCUUCUUCGGGUCUGAGGCGCGGAGGGUGACCUGUGUGCCCGAGGAGGGGCCGGCCACGCCGCCGAGCACCCACCGCAUCGUGGAGCUGCGGUCCCCGUCCCCGUCCCCGACCCCGUCCCGCUCCACGUCCAGCUCCCGCGGCAGAGAGACAGACCCGCAGGAGCCGGCCGCCGCCCCCGGGCCCGCGCCCGCCCACGCCUGCUCCGGCGACGGGAGCUCCAGGUCGCUGUCACCGCUGGGGGCUGAGGACCAGGCCAAGAGACCCCCCAAGGCCCGGGCUCGGAGGUCCUCCAGCGACCGCUCCAGCAGCCACGAGCGGGCCAAGCGGAGGAAGGCCAGGGACAGGAGCCGGGAGAGGAGGAGGGAGUCCCGGAGCCGGGGCCGGCGGCGCUCCGGCAGCCCUGGGAGCUCCGAGCACGCGCACCGCCAGAGCAGCAGGAGGCGGCGGCGGUCGGGGUCCAGGUCUCAGGGCAGGGGGUGCUCUCCCCCAAGCAGCAUGGAGAGCGCCCGGCGGCCCCGCCGUCCCAGGGAGAGGAGCCGGGAGCGGCCCCGAGACAGGAGGGGCUCCCGGGAGAGGCGGCGGCACCAGUCCUGGUCGCCCAGCCCGGAGCACCGGUCCCGGGAGCACCGGAGGCCUCGCUCCCGGGAGAAGCGGCCCCGGCCCCGCUCCCGCUCCCGCUCCCCCGGCAGGAGGCUGCCCGCGACGGAGGCUUCCCCCGUGCCCCCUUCCCAGGAGAAGCCGGGGCCGGGCAGGGAGGACGCCGUGGCGGUGGGGCUGCAGGACGCAGCAGGAGCAGACGCGUGGCCGGAAGGGGCUGAGGCCGAGCAGGCCCCCCCGGCGGCGCCCCCCGCCCCAGAAGUGCCGGCGGAAGGUGCCCCCGAGGACCUGGACUACGCGGACUCCGUGGAGGCGGGGCACGUCUUCGACGACUUCGCCAGCGAAGGCCUCACACAGCUGGACGACAUGAGCUCGCCGCCCUCCCCGGAGAGCACGGACUCCUCCUCACCCGAGCGCCAGGUCCUCCCGGCGCCCCCGGCCCGCCCGCAGCCGGACCACAGCCUGGCCGCCAUCAGGAGGGAGGUGUCGCUGAUCCACAGCGAGGACGCCGAGGAGGCCCCGUGCCAGCAGGACCCGGCGCAGGCCGCGGGCCCAGGUGCCCCGGGAGGCCCGGCCGGGGGGGGGGCGCAGCUGGGGAAGGAGAGCCCCUGCCCGACCUCCUUGCUUCGGGCCAAGGCCCCCGUGAAGAGGGUCACCUGGAACCUGCAGGCGGCGGCCGGCGGCGCUCCGGCCGAGGACAGGGCCCUGUGGACCCCACUUCACAGGCCCCAGCAGCCCCAGGAAGAGGCCUGGGAGCCCGGAGACGGGGGCCUUGUGGUGGACUCGCAGCAGGCACCCUGCCCCGAGCCCCCUCCUGCUUACACGCUUCCAGAGCCCAGCUUCCCCCCUGCGGACCCUGCUCAGGUUUAUGGCUCCAGCCUGCCUCCCGCCCUGGCUCUGCCCUCCAGUGCUCCGCCCUACGCUCCGGUCAGCCAGCCCACGGUGCAGUUCAUCCUGCAGGGCAGCCUCCCCCUGGCGGGCUGCGGGGCGGCCCCCAGCCUGGCGCCCGUGCCCACUGUCCUGACCACAGCCUCCGAGCCGGCUGGCCACGACACCACCACCAACAACUCCGAGGAGAGGACAGCCACUCCCCGGCCGGCCCCAGAGAAAGCCAAAAACGAGGAGUACCUGAAGAAGCUGCACAUGCAGGAGCGGGCGGUGGAGGAGGUGAAGCUGGCCAUCAAGCCCUUCUACCAGAAGCGUGAGGUCACCAAGGAGGAGUACAAGGACAUCCUCCGCAAGGCCGUGCAGAAGAUCUGCCACAGCAAGAGCGGGGAGAUCAACCCGGUGAAGGUGGGCAACCUGGUGAAGGCCUACGUGGACAAGUACAGGCACAUGCGCAGGCACCGCAGGCCCGAGGCCCGGGAGCCGGCUGGCGAGGGCUGAGUCCGCCCGGCCCCGCCUGCGUUGGGAGCGGCCGCGGCAGAGCUCGGGGGGCCCCAGCCCUGGCCAGGUUCCGGGGACCACUUGUGGUCUGUGCCCGCCCCGUGCGGUUCAAACUGGACGUUACGUGUACAUUGUAGAUACACCUCAUUGUGUUGUAAUUUAUCAGAAAUGAUUCUCUUUAGAAA
Pipistrellus kuhlii (Kuhl's pipistrelle) is the source of this 5086-nucleotide messenger RNA. RefSeq names its product PHD and ring finger domains 1 (gene PHRF1). The record is from RefSeq and is a predicted model, not a curated record. The transcript is spliced from 18 exons. The coding region runs from base 162 to 4901 and encodes 1579 amino acids. Lineage: Eukaryota; Metazoa; Chordata; Mammalia; Chiroptera; Vespertilionidae.